Halteromyces radiatus is the source of this 1735-nucleotide messenger RNA. RefSeq names its product acyl-CoA dehydrogenase/oxidase. The transcript is spliced from 10 exons. The record is from RefSeq and is a predicted model, not a curated record. NCBI's taxonomy places the organism in Eukaryota, Fungi, Mucoromycota, Mucoromycetes, Mucorales, Cunninghamellaceae. The coding region runs from base 76 to 1602 and encodes 508 amino acids. Gene Ontology annotation, molecular function: flavin adenine dinucleotide binding; heme binding; oxidoreductase activity, acting on the CH-CH group of donors.
UUUUCUUUUCUUUUCUCUUUUUCUUUUUUUCUUUUUUUCUCUACCUUUUCUCCCUACUCCUAAUUUAUUCUUACAAUGUCCAAAACUUUUACUCGUGAAGAAGUCGCUCGUCAUGCUUCUGAAGAAGAUUUGUGGAUCAUUAUUGAUUCCAGUGUAUAUGAUAUGAGUCGCUUUAUUGAUCUUCACCCUGGUGGUGCAUUCCCUAUAAUUGAAUUGGCUGGCAAAGAUGCAACUGAUGCUUUCUAUGGUCUUCAUCGUCAAGAAGUUUUACUCAAAUAUAACCGUUAUAAGAUUGGUACUAUUGCUAAUGAACAACCUCAAAUUGAAAUGCGCGAACCUGGUUCUUUCUCCAAGGUGCCCUAUGCUGAACCAAGUGCUUGGAUGGGUUUCAAGUCUGCCUACUUUACUGAAAGUCAUUUCAAAUUCCGCGCUGCUGUUCGUAAGAUCAUGGGUGAACUUGAACCUGAUUUCCGUGAACUUGAACAAACUGAUGGUAAACCCUCUGAUGAACUCUUGCAAAAACUUGGUCAACAUGGUCUUUUGGCUUGUAAUGUUGGCCCUGGAAAACAUCUUCGUGGUGUGAAUAUCCCUGGUGGUGUCAAACCUGAUGAAUUCGAUUAUUUCCAUGAAAUGAUUGUCCAUGAAGAAUUCGCUAGAGUUGUCCCCAGAGGUGUCGAUGAUGGUGUUAUUGGUGGUUUUGUCAUCUCUAUUCCUACUGUUCUCAAUUUUGCCAAACCUCAAUUGCGCGAAAAGGUUGUUCCUGAAGCCUUCUCUGGUAAAAAGCGUAUUUGUUUGGCCAUUACUGAACCUUAUGCUGGUUCUGAUGUUGCAAGAAUUCGUACGACUGCUAAACUUUCUGCUGAUGGUUCUCACUACAUUGUCAACGGUGUUAAGAAAUGGAUUACUGGUGGACGAUUCGCUGAUUAUUUCUCCACUGCCGUUCGUACUGACAAGGGUCUCUCUAUGCUUUUGAUUGAACGUGGUGAAGGUGUUGAAACCAAGGCCAUCCGCACUUCCUAUUCGCCUGCUGCUGGUACUGCCUAUGUCACCUUUGAAAAUGCUAAAGUUCCUGUUGAAAACUUGUUGGGUGUUGAAAAUCAAGGUUUCAAGGUAGUUCUUUCCAACUUCAACCAUGAACGUUUGGUUAUGCUUAUGGGUGCCAGUUAUGCUGGUCGUAUGGCUGUUGAAGAAUGUUUCAAGUGGGCCAAUCAACGUAAGGUAUUUGGAAAACGUCUUAUUGAUCAACCUGUUAUCCGUAACAAGCUUGCUAGCAUGAUUGCUCAAGUAGAAUCAUUCCACAAUUGGCUCGAAAAUUUGACCUUCCAAAUGAAUCAUAUGGAUUACAAGGAACAAUCUGAAAAGCUUGCUGGACCCAUUGCCUUGGCCAAAUACCAAUCCACGCGUAUGCUUCACAAUGUGAGUGAUGAUGCUUGUCAAAUCUUUGGUGGUCGUGCUAUUACCAAGACUGGUAUGGGUCGUUAUGUUGAAAUGCUCCAAAGAACCUACAAAUUCUCUGCUAUCUUGGGUGGAUCUGAAGAAAUCAUGGCUGAUUUGGGUGUUCGUCAAGCUAUGAAGCAAUUCCCUACUGGUGCUCGUUUGUAGAAGGAAUAAAUGGAAGACGCUCUCGAUGAUAUCCCUAUUCUAUUGUUAGAUAAGUUAUAGUUUAUGUUGUUAUUAUUGGUCAGUUAAUUACCUUGAUGAAAGAAAUAAAAAAUAACUUGACUUUGAACCAGAA